UCUAAUUGCAUAAAUCAUCUCAUAUAGCUAGCAAGUUUCUAUCUCCACAGCUUCUUACAAAUAUAUUUAGUUCAAUGGAAGAAAGUAGAUUGAAAUUGAGCCACAACAUGAUGAACACAAGAAAAGACACUUCUUCACAAUCAAGUCCUGCUUCACCAUCAUAUAAUAGCACCCGGGAAUGCAGUAAAGGCAAUGAUAUUGGCAAGGGCAAGUUGGUGUUGGAUCCGGAGACACAAGAAAAAAAGGAGAAUGUUAAAGUGGAUGAGUCGUUUGAAGAAGUUACUGGGCGUGAGAAGCUGAAGAGGCACAGGGAAGAGGUGAUGGGUCGAGUUAACAUACCGGAAAAUUGGAGCGAGGAGAAGCAGCUGAAGAAAUGGGUCGACUACACUACGUUUGAUGCAUUAAUUUUGGCUCCACAUAGUUUGAUUGUUGCUGCUCGUGAUGCGCUUAUUGCAGAUGGACGUAAAGCAAGGUCACAAAGAUUAAGGAUCCAUCUAUAGUUGUUAAUUACUUUCAUGCAUUGUUAUUCUUUUCCCAUGGCCUUACUAGCUAUUAUAUAUUUAGUAGGAUUGUAGGAAUAAUGGGUCACCGAAAUACUGAAUUCAAUUCAUGCUUUAAUUUCUCAUUUUGUGAUUGAUAAAUGGAAGAACAAAGGGAAAAUAAUAACAAGCAUACUACAGGAAUUUUGUUUCAAUCUUUUCUAAUAUUAUUGAUUCACACCA
Molecule: messenger RNA, 722 nt
Organism: Lotus japonicus
Lineage: Eukaryota; Viridiplantae; Streptophyta; Magnoliopsida; Fabales; Fabaceae
Product: protein BIC2-like
Exons: 1
Coding region: 75-500 (141 amino acids)
Biological process (GO): blue light signaling pathway
Source: RefSeq, a predicted model, not a curated record